AUGAACGCUUCAUUCCUGUUCGUCCUUCUCCUGGCCGCUAUCGCCUUCACAGCGAACGCGCAAUGCGGCCGCUCAUGCCGGUUCCGCUUCUGCCGCGCUGAUGGCUCCAUGCGUCCCAAGGGUGCGAAGAUCCUUCUCCGCGGGCCAGACUACUCCCGCUCAGCAUUCAUCUGCCGUAACUUCCCCGGCGGGAGAACGCUCGGCAACGUUCGCACCACUGGCGCGGCGCUCAUUGAAUCAGGCUCAGGCACCACGCCGAUCAACAGGUACCGGCCCAAUGGACUGAGACCCGCGUUCCCGAGAAACUACUUCCGUCUGACGCCUCUGACAUUCCAGCGCGACCGCAAGGGCGUCGCUCGUCGUGGCGCCAUGGGUAACCAGGAGGAGUUCCUCGACGACCUCUGCAUCCGUCUUCCGAUCCGCAACUACAACAUUCAGAACACGGAUGGGUCUGUGUUCCGGACGAUCUCGACGUCGGACGCCAGGGACUGCCUUUCAUUCCGGACGGUUGUGCGGCCGAUCGUGGUGGACGUGGCGUGGGAUUCGUCCGAUGACUUCGACCUUUCCGUUAUUGGUCCCCCUGGAUCUGUAGGAGGCCGUAUCAAUGACAACUUGGUGGCCGCGUGCGGCGACUCUCCGGCCGGCAAGGAAGCUGUGUCCUUCGAAAACAUGGUUCGAGGGAAGUACACGGUCACGCUGUUCCACUUCAACAACUGCUUCAAUAAGCGUACGAAGUGGGUGGUGAACGUUGUGGUCAACGGGGUAAGGAUUCAACGCAGGUUGGGGCGGUCGAAUUCGGACGGCAGGAGGGUUCUCGAGCUCGAGUUCACCGUCUAA
Chondrus crispus (carragheen) is the source of this 837-nucleotide messenger RNA. RefSeq names its product Gal-2,6-Sulfurylases II. The record is from RefSeq and is a predicted model, not a curated record. Bases 1 to 837 code for a protein of 278 amino acids. Lineage: Eukaryota; Rhodophyta; Florideophyceae; Gigartinales; Gigartinaceae. The transcript has a single exon.